AAAGAGGAAACGUCUUCAACAAAAGCAGCAGCAGCAUACAACAAAAGCAGAGGGAUCUGCCAAGAGCAAAACCAAAGACAGUGCAUUAAGCAAACUCUUCCGUUCAAAGGUGUUGCUAGGCAAGGUGGUGUCAAAAGUUCAGGCGGCAACAAGCAGUGGAGCCAGAGCUAAGACGUCAGGAGUGCCUGUUGUGGUGGAAGAGAAAAAGCCGGUUGAGGUGCAGGUCGAUGCGUCUAAGACCAGCACUCUUGAGGCCGCUGCCAAACCUGAAGAACCUCCGGCGCCAAAACCAGAGGAGAAGAAACUAGAAAAGAAAUCCACUUUUGGAAACAUGUUCAAACCCAAGGUUCUGCUCGGCAAGGUGAGCAGCAGGAUCCAGGCUGCGGCGUCCAGCGCUGCCGCCAGCAUCUCCCUCAUGUCUGCUGCAGCGGCACCAGAGCCCAAGAAGGACACUCCAGCUGCUCCUCCCGUGGCAGAAGCCGCUCCACCCGCAAAGGCCAAAGAGGAGCCGAGACCCACCACUCCUGCACAGCAAGCGGUCCCGGACAACAAAUCAGCCGACAGCACAGGGAACGCCUCCCCCAACAUGCCCCACAAGCUGGAGAAGAGGAACUCCCUCCAGCUGUUCUUCAAAAACCUGGGCCAAAAACGCCAUUCUGAUGCCGGAGUGCAAACGGACCCUGUGGCACCCGAGAAGGCCAAAUAAAACCCCGCCUUUGUUUUGAUCGCUCAUCUGUGCCAAAACCAUUGGCAGCCAUGCACAUAAGAACAUAUUUACCAAAGUUGGGAGGUAUUAUGCUGACUUGCAAGGCCCAAGUUUGAAGUAACUAUCAAAUAAUAAUCUGAAUUCCCAUGCAUUUAAUGAGAGCAGAAGUAAGUGUAACGAUUUCCCUGUUAAGCAAGUGCUACAUGUGUUUAUGACCGGAGGGAGGAACUCGUGUUGUUUUUCAGAGAGAAACGUGUCAGAGUUGCGUGGUGUGGCAUGAGAUGGAAAAGUGAAAGUGAAAAUGUAAUCCUGCAUUGAAGAUAAACUCCCUUUUUUAUGUGCAUGUUAAAAUGUAAAAUAUGUUAACUAUACUAACACUACUUAUAUUGCAUCACACAUUAAAGCCGAUGCAUUAAGAUGCCUUUUCACCGGGACAAAGAUAACAUCAUGAAAAGAAUUUAUUUAUGUAAUCAUACACUGUCAUCUGAUUAUGAAUAAAAUGACCCAUCGUCUGCUGAAUUCAAUCACUGAAACCUACAAAGCCAAUUUGAAUUCCACUUAAAGUGCAAAACUUCUGAAUCACUUUAAUAAAUCCAUAGAAAUCACAAUUAUUUAUUUAACAUAAUGUCAAUCAAAUUGAGCACCAUAUAUUAUUACUCCAAAUUAUUCGGUUAUUUAAGUUCAGCCCAGUUUCUAUUUAAAAAAUAAUAAUUGUUUUCAUUUCUACAAUUGUUUAUUAAUCAUAACUUACUAACUAAACCACAUUACAAUUAUUGUCUUUUUAUUUGCUUGGCCGUCCAUUUCUGACCGGAGGAGACUAAAAAGAAAUUAAGCUAGUUAAAUGUUUUAUUUUCUUUCUUAUUUUCCGAACAUAUCAGUUGUUAUUAGAACAGUAUGAAAUAAAUAUGUGGUAUACAGUUAUGCAAUAUACAAUGUACAUUCAAUUUAGCUGCAGUCACAUGUGUUUUAUGAUUUUCUUCCUAAUUAUCGCUACAUUUGUAAAGAGUAGAUGGGCCUAAUUAAGAAUUCAGACUGUAUCCAUGAAUCUUAGACUUUCUGUAACUCCUUUGUUGCAUUUUUGUCUAUUUAACCAAUUUAUAAAAAUAAAAGAAUCAUUUCUCUCCUCUGUAAAAA
Messenger RNA from Cyprinus carpio (common carp), 1840 nucleotides. Its product is annotated as alanine and proline-rich secreted protein Apa-like. Gene Ontology annotation, biological process: myelination. Lineage: Eukaryota; Metazoa; Chordata; Actinopteri; Cypriniformes; Cyprinidae. Bases 332 to 706 code for a protein of 124 amino acids. The transcript is spliced from 7 exons. The record is from RefSeq and is a predicted model, not a curated record.